AUGCCAGUGGACGUCACAACCAAACCUGCGGGCUUUGUGCCUGUGGCCUUUCCCCCAGACUUCCAGGUGCGCAAUCAACGCGUCGGCCCAGCUCCAUAUGAAAUUACAAGGACAGUGAACAUCAAGAUGCGCUGGCGAGGUCGCAUGCUUCAUCAGGUGAUGCAGGAGUUUGGCUAUGAUGAAACAUAUGUGGCUGGCGCGACACAGAAAGAAGAUCUGCAGCUGAACGGCCGGCGUUGCGAGCCGGAUGUGAUGCUUGUGCCUUGA
Messenger RNA from Cladocopium goreaui, 267 nucleotides. Lineage: Eukaryota; Dinophyceae; Suessiales; Symbiodiniaceae. The record is from the annotation of a GenBank genome assembly.